Oncorhynchus mykiss (rainbow trout) is the source of this 2832-nucleotide messenger RNA. Its product is annotated as platelet-derived growth factor C. Gene Ontology annotation, cellular component: membrane. Gene Ontology annotation, molecular function: platelet-derived growth factor receptor binding; growth factor activity. NCBI's taxonomy places the organism in Eukaryota, Metazoa, Chordata, Actinopteri, Salmoniformes, Salmonidae. The record is from RefSeq and is a predicted model, not a curated record. Gene Ontology annotation, biological process: positive regulation of ERK1 and ERK2 cascade; platelet-derived growth factor receptor signaling pathway; positive regulation of MAP kinase activity.
UGUAUAGCACCUGUUGGGUCGUCAGUUGGCAGUCUGCUUCUCCAAAAAUACAGAUGCGGUAGUCCUGGUUUUAGCGACAGCUAAUAGUUCCAGUCUCCAGCAACCUCACCAAACAACUGGAGUCAUGUGUGCUCUGCAAUAUCAUCCACUUUACAAAUUGUAUCAAAUUGCGCUGCACGCUCGUGGUAUCUGCGACGACUGUGAAGUUUAUUCUAAUGCCUACUAAUCUUUGGACUGGAAUUGCUUUGGAAACUGAUUUUGGAAACUGAACGUCGCUACAGUAACGCAGUUCUCCCUGGGCAAAAAAAAUAAGUUGUACAUUUCAGCAUUUACGAAAUAUUUCACUCAAUAUGUAACUCAUUUGUUUCAUUUGAUGGAACCUCAAGCUGGAUAUGGAAAUUAUUUAAAGCGCAGCAGCAAUUUUCUAACGUCCAAGCCAAUUUUCCAUAAAAGCAACAGGUGCGCAUCCGAACCAAUAAGACUAGCGCAUAACGGCCAUUAGUUUCAACGUUUUCUUAUUGUGGACAUUACAGGAUUUUUAUGACGUACAUUGUUUUUCUCAAAGGACUCUGUUUUUGAAUGAGGUUAUGUGGAUUUUACUCUGCGUUUGUCCGCUACAAAAUGUCUCCAAAACAGCAUUGGUGUCGUCCAAACAACUGUUGUGCGUAGUGAACGAAAACGUCCCGUGAACAGUGCAUUGUAAUCGCCUUCUGCCACUAAUCCAAAUGAUCCUUCCAUUAUUCAUCCUACUUGUGUCGCUUCUCCAAAAACAUGGCUCAGAAGCUGAAUCAAGUCACAUCAGCAAAUUCCAACAACCAAGUUUAAAGGAACAAAACGGAGUCCAAGAUUCCCAGCAUGAGAAGAUCAUCCCCGUCACAGGAGAGGGAGUGAUCCAUAGUCCGGACUUCCCACUCACCUACCCCAGGAGUACCGUGUUGGUCUGGAGACUAGUGGCCUCCAAUGACAACAUGAGAAUCCAGUUAUCCUUCGACGAGAGGUUUGGCCUGGAAGACCCAGAGGAUGGAAUAUGCAAGUAUGAUUUUGUGGAGCUCGAGGAGCCGUCCGAGGACACCAUCCUGGGCCGCUGGUGCGGGUCCCAGGUACCCGCCAGCCACAUGUCCAAAGGCGGUCAGAUCCGGGUGAGAUUCAGAUCUGAUGAGUACUUCCCCUCCGAGCCUGGCUUCAGCAUUCGCUACUCCCUGCUCCCCAUGCCCGAGGAAAUUCCAUCUCUGCAGAGCGCAGAUGCGUUGUCUGAGGCCGUGGCUGGCCUCGGUACCGUGGAGGAGGUCAUGAAGUACCUGGAGCCUGAGAGAUGGCAGCUUGACAUGGAAGACCUAUACAAGCCCACGUGGCACAUCCUGGGGAAGUCAUUCCUCCACAACAAGAAAUCCAGAGGAGUGGAUCUCAACCUGUUGAGAGAAGAGGUGAGACUGUACAGCUGCACGCCGCGCAACUUCUCUAUCUCCCUGCGCGAGGAGCUCAAGAGGACGGAUGCCAUCUUCUGGCCCAGCUGCCUCCUGGUGAAGCGCUGCGGGGGCAACUGUGCCUGCUGCUCGCAUCGCUGCUCCGACUGCCAGUGUGUGCCUACCCGGGUCGUCAAGAAGUACCACGAGGUUCUCCUGCUGAAGCACCGAAGCGGGGGCCGAGGCCUGCAGAAGUCCAUGACCGAUGUGCCCUUGGAACACCACGAGGAGUGCGACUGUGUUUGCAAAGACGACUGGGACUGAUCUCAAACCUGUGUACCGGUGCCACCGACAUCCCAGGAGACACUCGAAACUGCAUGCGUCUUCCAGCAUCUCCCAGGCAAACCCUAACCAUCUCCAUUGAGAGUGAGGAGAAAAUGGGAUUGCUUUGCUUGUCCUUUCUCAUCUUGCUAAUUGGAUGAGAAUACAAACUGACUGGAACUACGGAUCUUGCCGCUGUGGAGGACCUGUAGCUGACUGAGUGCAUUGGAGAGACAGGAAUGAUGGACCUAUCUUAUUCAUUCUUCACUCUCUGAAGGCUCUCUCUCCCUUUGCUUCUCAGAGAUCGGAACUGGUGCUAAGGGACAUCUUUGGCAGCGUUUAGCGUCAUUUUUUGUGUGCCUUUUUUUGUGCCAAAUCCUUUAAGGGGUCUUGUUGAAAUUCAACACACGUGGCCAGAGAGUAUCUCGGAAAAUGGGCUCCUUCUUCUUCAAGUACUUUUCUGUACAGAAAUGAGCUUCCUUCAGGCCAAUCCCUCUGGUACUUUAUUAUUCCUAUAAAACGGGAAAAUAAUGGUCCUUUUUAUCAGCGAUUCCCCACUCCCCUCUGUUUUCCCAUCUAUUAGAUCUUUGGAGUUACAUCAUGGUAAUGUUGACUGUCUUACUGAUACAAACUAUAUUAUGUGUAAGUAUUUCAUUUUCAUGGUUUUUCCUGUACUGUUGUAUUUUUCUACCAAAGAUACUUGUAUUCAUUGAGGAGAUAAAGUUGCACACUUAAACCAAGUGGGUACAGUUUUGUUGCAUUUCAACGUACAUACCGUCGUAGCAAAGGUGUAAAAAUUUGCUUGCUUUAGAACUUCAUAUAACCCCAACUAGUGCGUGGAACAGAAUGGAUACUCAAUAUUUAUUUGUUCAAUGAAAGGGAAGUUAUUGUCCAGAAUGCUUUUUUGUAUGCUGAAAUGGUCGUUUCUCUGUCAUUUGCACAGUUGUUGAGUGUCCAUCUUCAAAUAUUUUCAUUUCUAUGUCCACGCCAUGUCAAAUAUGGGUGUGUUCUCUUCUCUGCGUACCAAAGUUAUUUAACACAACCUUUUAUGAUCUAUUUUGUUGUAUGUAUCGGUCAGUAGAAAUAAAUCAGUCAAUGUGUUACUGGA